Molecule: messenger RNA, 3555 nt
Organism: Cuscuta epithymum
Lineage: Eukaryota; Viridiplantae; Streptophyta; Magnoliopsida; Solanales; Convolvulaceae
Source: the annotation of a GenBank genome assembly
GAGAAAGCCGCGAAACAUCUCGAAGGUCGUAGACAAAACCGAUCACUCUCUAUAUAUCUCUAACUAAAAACAAAAUAAUAUUAUCAGAAUUUCAGAAGAAAGAAGAAUCAGAAAAUUAAAGUAGUACUCCUUACCAGAUAAGCUCGGAACUCUUCAUCGUUUUCUGUUGGUUGAUCGAUCGAUUGAAUUGAGCUGGUGGCUUUUGUGAUUUUUGUCAUUUAAUUUUCUUCGAUCUUCAUCGUAACGACUCAGAUAUCAGAUUUUCCGGAAAAGAAAAAUGGAUUCUUAUCCAUACCAUAAGAAUCAAAUCCCCACUUUCCCAUAUUCUUAUUAUUAUCCCAAUGGUCAAAUACCUGCCAGGCCUGAUAUGAACGUGGAUCCGGGCAAGUUUUACGGAUCUUGGCCAUUAGGUGGCUAUCCAUGUCCAGUAUCCCAUGGGGGUUGUUGCCAUAGCAGCAAUUUUCAACAACCAAGUUCUUGUGCUCUCAGACCUCCUUACCCCCACAUUGCACCUCAUCCUUUCCACUAUGUGCCUCCAGGACCGUAUCCCUUUCACUAUGCGCCCCCUCCAUACUUCUCAAUGGAGCAGCCGCAUUAUGGCUUUCCAAAUAGUUUUCCCACAGAUCAUCAUUGCUGUGGGUGCCCAAACCAUCCUUGCAAGAAGAAUGAGACAAAGGAUUUGAAGAUUGAGGAGCAUGAUGAGAACGUGGAUAGGAAAAAUGGUGAAGCUAUGGUUCCUUUCAACGCCUGGAGUCAUCCUUAUCCAGUUGGUUGGUUUCCUUACAUGAAGAAUUCUGAAGGAAUGAAGGACGGGGAAGACUUGCGGCUAACAACACCACAUAAACAAGAUGGUAAGAGCAUGCCUUUCCCAUAUCCAAUAGUCUGGAUGCCUGACCAACCAAAAGAUACUCCAAAGAUUGGAAGGAAAGUAAUUGAUUUGGGUCCAAACUCUUCCUCUGAUCAGGAAUUGCCUCCCCUCUUGGAACCCAAUCCAAAAGGGUCCUUGGAUGAUGAAGGUAAGGCCUUCAAUUCCGGGAUUGAGGAAAAGAAGACGGUAAACAAAGGAGUUUCUUUCCCAAAGGUCAUUCCCGUAAAGCAAUUGGAAGAUCAUAAUGACAUGAAGUCCCCUUCAAACCAGACUGAAGGAAACUCCGCCCAUGCUACUAUGAAGCCAAAAACUGAAAAUGGGGACAAAAAACUCAUGAAGGAGAAUGGCCCUCAACAAGUAUCCUCUUCCAAAAAGCCAUCUAAGCUACCUCCUGUUUGUCUAAGGGUUGACCCCUUUCCAAGGAAAAACGGCCAAAACAAACCUCAUGAUAGGCCAAAGGACAAACAUACUGUCCCAUUGAAUGGGAUAGGGACCAGUGAAUGCGAAGGCUUGUGUGGGGUUAGUAACAAGGUGGAGGAAAGCAAAUGCAACACUAAAACUGUAAAGGUCAACAUUCAAGAGGCAACCCAAGGGGAGGAUGCACAGAAAAAAGCGAAUGCUGGAUGUGCUUUUCCUACUGGUGAAAGUGAAAGCCCAAUAGGUAGUGUUGGAGUUAAAGGAGUUGCUCCCUGUGACCAAGAAAAUGGAACAUGUCCUGGAAAAGUUGUACUCUGCGAUAACACAAAAGGUCAAACAAAAACACUGACCAAAAUAGAAUUUUCAGAAAGCGAGGCAGCCACCAAGAUCCAGUCGGCAUAUCGUGGUUUUGAAGUGCGUAAAUGGGAGACUCUGAAGAAACUAAAGCAAAUAUCCAGUUUUAAAGAGCAAGUGGCUGAGCUAAGGACUCAUAUUCAGGCUUUGGAGGACUCUUCUGACAAGCCGGUUGAUGACAAGCAGAAAAAUGUGAUAGCGGAGACCAUAAUGAACCUUCUUCUGAAGCUUGAUGCAAUUCAGGGCUUACACCCAAGUGUAAGAGAGGUUAGGAAAUCGGUUACCAGAGAGCUGGUUAUUCUGCAGGAAAAGCUGGACUCUCUUGUUGGCAGAAGUCUUCCCCAACAAACAACAACUAAGCACCAUUUAACAGCUGAGAAUGCUAUUGGUGUUGAUGGGAGUGCUACUUGUGUUGAUGGGAAUGCUACCGUCAUUCAAGGGCAUCCCAAUAACACAAUGGAGCAAUGUGAAGAGGGGGAGCUGCUGCCACUUCCACUGGAAAAUUCACAUGACAUGGUGCCGGAUGAUGGGCAAGAAAAUGAUGACCAGAUAGAUGAUGCUCAGCCGACUUCCAUGGAAUCAUUAGAAGCCAAGGAGAUGACAUUGGACCUAGAUCAGUGCCCAUCAUCAACUAACUAUGAUGUAGAGAAAACAGAUGCUAGUCAUCUUGAUGUACCAUCCCAGGAAGAGCAGCAAAAGGGUCUGGAUGAGUCCUGUUUGUUGAAGGAUCAGGUGAAAGAAAAUGCACAAGCCCCACCACUAGAUAGCAUUUUGAAUGGUGUAGAGCAUGAGGAGGAGGUAGAAGCACGAACUGAUCAAGAAACUGGAAUUUGUAGGCAGACAUCUGAAGCAACAAAAGGGGAUAGCGAUGGACUUCCACAAGAUGAUGCAGGUCUGGUGGAAGCAGAGCACUUGGAUAGAAAAUUGGAAGAUGAUGACAAAAAGAAGCAGCAGGUCCAGGAUGAAAAUGUUGAGCUUAAGAGUGGUGGAGAAACAGCUCCCAAAGAAGCAGAAGAAGCUGUUGUCAAUGAAACUGCAGCAACUGCUGAAGUCGCUGGUUUGUCGGCAUGUUCUGACCAGGAAGGUGACAGCAAGCAUGUAAUGGAGGAUAAUGAAGAGUUGGAUAGAGAAAUGGAAGGUGAUGAUCAAAAGAAGCAGCAGGUCCAGGGUAAAAAUGUUGAGCUAAAGAGUGGUACAGAAACAACUGCCAGAGAAGAAGCCGUUGUCAAUGAAACUGCAGCAGCUGCUGAAGUUGCUGGUUGGUCGGAACCUUCUGAUCAGGAAGGUGAUAGUAAGCACGUAGCGGAGGACAAUGGAAAGUUGGAUAAAGAAAUGGAAGAUGAUGAUCAAAAGCAGCAGCAGGUUCAAGAUGAGAAUGUUGAGCUAAAAAGUGGUGGAGAAAAGGAUGUCGAAGUAGGAGCAGCGGAAGAAGAAGCUGCUGUCAGUGCAACUGCAGUAGCUGCUGAUAGUGGUUGGUCGGCAUAUUCAAAUCUAGAAGGUGAUAGGAAGUUGGUAAUGGAGGAGAAUGAAAAAUUAAGGAAGCUUAUGGAGGGAUUGGUUGAAUCGGGUAAAGAGCAGCUGACCACCAUAUCUGCUCUCUCUGCUAGAAUCAACCAACUUGAGAAGAUGUUGUCCUCUUCCAGGAGAAAGAAGAAGCUGAAAAUGAGAAAGCAAAAAAGUAGAGCACUUCCAGAAAUGGAUUCAUCCGAGGUUGUGUAAUUGUACGAAAUAAACCGGUUUUUGCUUCUUUCUUUUUGUAGUGUGUAAAAGAGACGGCAAUACGUUUUGUUUGAAGUCAAUUGUUAUGCUCUGUUUUUGAAAGUGUCUCAAAAUAGACGUACUCGGUCUGUUUAUAUCAUCUGUUGCAUUUAGAAGUGUUUUAAUAACCUUCACAAUGAUAAUCAAAAUACCAUAUC